Messenger RNA from Eupeodes corollae, 1827 nucleotides. RefSeq names its product P3 protein. The record is from RefSeq and is a predicted model, not a curated record. The coding region runs from base 393 to 1706 and encodes 437 amino acids. The transcript is spliced from 3 exons. Gene Ontology annotation, cellular component: membrane. Lineage: Eukaryota; Metazoa; Arthropoda; Insecta; Diptera; Syrphidae.
UUUGUUUCUUAUUCUUUUCUAGGUAGAUGUUUUUAUUUGAUAUUAAAUAAAUUAGUUCUACUAUCAAUUUGCUCCAUCUUUAAAGUUGUGUAAUGUUUAGAAUGUAUUUAUGAAUUAAUUUUCCUAUUUUUCAUCAUUUUUUUCGUUCUUUUGGUUGUCUUUAAGUAAACAUUAACAUUAAACGUACAUAUCUUUAAAAAAGAAAGAGUUGAAACAUAUCUUUAAAAAACAAAACACUGCUAAAUUUGCCGGAUACAAUUUCAUAGACAAAUUGUCGAGUGAAUUUAAUUCCUCUCAACAUUUAUUAUCUUAAAAACCUCAUACUCCACAAAAAAGAUAAAACUUAAUUGAUUUGUUAAGAUAGACAAAAUCGCAAGUGAAAGUUUCCCAUAAUGGGAAAGUGCACGCGAAGCCUCUUAUCAAUUCUAUUGCUUUUGCAAUACGUCUUAUUUUGUAAUACACAAAAUGCUCCACUAAGAAAAUGGAGUGCCAAAUUUACCCCCAAAGAAAUUGAAGUUGACAUGGACACCGAGAGUCAGGUCCUUUUGGAAUUAUUUGACAUAGACUUAGUCCACACAGCGAUAAUCAAAGUUCAAAGCGAUAAUCCGAAUAUCGCUCAGGUUCUUACUGAUAUUCCAAUUAAAUCGAAAUCGAAUUCCAGUGCAGACCACUGGGCUGCUAAUAUAACCGUGAAGGCCGUUUUUCUUGGCCAAACUAGGCUAUUCGUAGAGCUUACUACGACUGACAAUGUAAUCGAAACUUCAACCUCCGAACUAAUGGUGACAAUCGUUCGAGCUCUGCGACCCAUCGAUAUUGCUUUUACGGUAUCAGUAGCUCUGCUGGUAUCACUACUCUACAUAAACUUCGGUGCAGCUCUGGAUUUGAGUGUACUAAGUGGCCUCCUGAGACGACCUGUUGGCCCAACAAUUGGAUUCUUUACACAGUUCCUGGUGAUGCCAUUGUUGAGUUUCGGUCUUGGAUGUUUGCUCUUUCCUGACUCGGUGGAAAUGCAAUUGGGACUCUUCUUUACUGGAGUCUCACCGAGUGGUGGUGCAUCAAAUAUAUGGACGGUCCUGCUGGGUGGCAACAUAAACCUUUCGGUUCUCAUGACAACUAUCAGUAAUAUUGCAGCAUUUGGAAUGAUGCCUCUCUGGAUAUUCACCUUGGGACAUGUGAUCUUUAAUCGGGGGAAAUUGGGUGUUCCAUAUGGAAAGAUUGCAACAUUCGCAGUGUCACUGAUUGUACCGUUGGCGAUUGGAGUGGCCAUCCAAAAGUGUUCUCCUCGAAUAACAAGAGUUUUGGUUCGUUUACUGAAACCAAUUUCAACGAUGUUGAUUCUGUUCAUAAUUGUUUUUGCAAUUGUUACCAAUUUGUAUCUUUUCAAAUUAUUUUCAUGGAAGAUCAUCAUAGCUGGUCUGGGACUUCCAUGGUUGGGUUAUGGAUUAAGUUGGUUUGUGGCCAAAUUACUAAAACAAACCCAACCUGAUGCUCUAACUAUUGCUAUUGAAACUGGCAUUCAAAACACUGGGAUAGCUAUAUUCCUACUGCGUUUCAGUCUUCCACAGCCCCAAGCUGAUCUGACAACAGUUAUACCAGUUUCUGUAGCUAUAAUGACACCAUUCCCAUUGCUGGCGUUGUAUUUGUUUAAGAAAUUCAGCGAUAAGCGAUCUACGGCGAAUUCAGGCGAAUCUCAAAGCAUAAUUUAGUAUUUGUUGUUUGAUAACAAAAAAGACAUUUAAUUGAAUUUAUUGUUUAAUCUUAUUUUAUUAUAAUUAUAAUGAACAGGAAGGGAAUUAGGUUAAAGAAAAAUCAAAUGUGUUAUGUGUC